AAAUAUCAACACUGGGGUGGGGCAGGGUGAGAGAACUGACUCUUGGGACAAUUGAGUUAUGCUGGAGAUUUCUUCUCGCUUCAUAGAGAGCCCUGAUCCUCUCCGAACCCUUUCUGUUUCCUUGCUUUGAGUUUGAACAUGGAGAACAGAGUUUCGGCUGACAUGUAAGGGGCUAGAGAUAGAUGGGCAUUGCUUGGGGGUACUGAGAGGCCACUGAAUACAACCCCUUCAUUUUACAGAGACCCAACAUGUUUUAGAGGAAUUCUGGAAUGUAACUGGGUCUAGGACGUGCCACUUGUAGCCAUGGAAACUGUUGUGAUUGUCGCCAUUGGUGUUCUAGCCACCAUUUUUUUGGCCUCAUUUGUGGCCUUGGUUGUAGUUUGCAGACAACGAUACUGUCGACCCCGAGACCUACUGCAGCAUUAUGACUCCAAACCAAUCGUGGACCUAAUCGGUGCAAUGGAGACUCAAUCAGAACCUUCGGAGUUAGAACUGGACGACGUUGUCAUCACCAACCCCCACAUUGAGGCCAUUCUAGAGAAUGAAGAUUGGAUUGAGGAUGCUUCGGGUCUCGUAUCUCAUUGCAUUGCUAUUCUGAAGAUCUGCCACACUCUGACAGAAAAACUUGUUGCCAUGACGAUGGGCUCAGGGGCAAAGAUGAAGACUUCUGCCAGUGUCAGUGACAUCAUUGUAGUGGCCAAGCGGAUCAGUCCCAGAGUGGAUGAUGUUGUGAGAUCAAUGUAUCCUCCACUGGACCCUAAGCUGCUGGAUGCCCGCACAACUGCCCUCCUUCUGUCUGUCAGUCAUCUGGUACUGGUGACCAGGAAUGCCUGCCACCUGACUGGGGGUCUGGAUUGGAUUGAUCAGUCACUGUCAGCAGCUGAGGAGCACAUGGAAGUCCUCCGGGAAGCAGCUUUGGCUUCAGAGCCAGAGAGGGGUCUCCUGGGUGCUGAGGGCUUUCUACAGGAGCAGUCUGCCAUCUAGCUAUGGCUGGCCACCACAUGGAGGCAGACUUCUGGUCCUCCAUUGAUUUUUUUUUUCCCUAUAGGAUUGUUUGGCUUGUCUCUCUCUCAAGUGCAGCUAUUUGUGCAUAGAUGAGUAGGGCAGCAGUGGCUGGCUGGCCACAGGGGGGCAGACCUCUGGCACGCCUUUGAAUCUUCUGUGUUUUUGUUUUUCCCCCUAUAGGAUUAGUUUGUCCAUCUUUCAAGUGUAGCUCUUUAUGCACAGAUGAUUAAGGUAUCUCAUGGCAUCUCUGCCAUAGCAACCGUUGGUGGCCAUUGGUCCCUCUGUCUGAAAUUUGCUAUUGUGCUUAGGAGUUGAGGGUUGGAAGUGAUCAUUUUUGCUUACACGCUGGACACACUGCUACCAUCUGGAAUGACACACCAUGGCAACGGCUUUGUUGUCUGGACAAUUAGAUCUAGUUAAUGGAGUUUCAUUAAUUUUAACACAUAAUUCUAGAAAUAUGGAAAGAGGGGCCCCUUCCUCUUCUGAUAAGUUUGGCAACGAUGGAAGGAUAAGUUGCUGGGAGUCAUUGGGCUGUAGGGGUCUUGGAAUCAAAACUCCAAGGGCUUGAUGUUUCAAGGACAUAUGAUGGAGAAUUAGCAUAGUAAAGUCCCCCAUCUAAGUCCCCCCUCUAAUAACAGCAGACUGGGUGACUCUGGGAAGGUCACUUAACAUCUCACUGCCCUACACAGUUUCUAAGAUUAGAAAUUGCAGAGCAGUUUCCAACCAGCUUUGGUGGAGGGAAUUUCCUUGCAGGGAGUCUCCUAUACCAGUGAAAGAGGGAAAGGAAUAAAGAAUUUAUUAAAUAUCUACUAUAUGCUAAGCAGGCACUCUGCUAAGGAAUUCACCAAGAAAAUCAUAGGUUCAGUUAAAAAACUUUAUUCAAAACCACUAAAAUGAUAUCUAUGUGUGUGUGUGUCCCUUAUCUUCUGUCUUAGAAUCCAUAUAAGAAUCAGUUCCAAGACAGAAGAUCAGUAAGAACUAGGUAAUUGGAGUUAAGUGACUUACCUAGGGUCCCAUAGCUAGAAAGUGAAUGAAUUCAGAUUUGAACCCAAGACCUCCUGAUUCCAGUCCUGGCACUCCAUCCACCGAGUCACCUUGAUGCCCUCCCAAAAUAUAUAUGUUAAAGCUGAGGUUCUGACUGCUUUAUCUCUAUUCAGAAAUCAAGGUGAAGUUAUAGUGGGCUGAAUUGCAUUGCCUUUCCAGGACUGUUUCCUUCUUUGUAAUGUGAGAGGAACUGUACUAGAUGGGUUCUAGAUUCCCUUUUUAGCUCAAAAUCAGUUGUCCUGUAAAUCACUUAACCUUCCUGAAUCUCCAUUUCCUUAUCUGUAAGAUCAAGAUGUUGGACUAGAGGAAUUCUGUCUGUUCCUAGAUCUACAAUCCUACCAGUCACUGAGCCUCCCUGGACCUUGGUUUCUUCUUUAAAUGGAAAGGGCUAGAUCAGGUAGUCUUGGAGGUUCUUUCCAGUUUUAAAUCUGGAUACUGGUUAGAUACAUUUCUAAAGCAUUUGCCACAAUUGUUGAGAUAUGUUUGAUGAAUAAAAAAGGAUAAGUUGGUGUGAGGUGGGUGAGUGGGGACUUCUCCUUCAUCGAGUCUUAGGGGUCACAUCUAGUCAUCUAUGUAAUCCAAACCAGCAAGUUACCCAGAUUCCUAUUGGGGAGCUAGGCAUCAGGGAAGGAAGGAUAGAUUUCAGUAUACACAGAGCCAGGGGAGGCCUUCGAAGCUCAGAAGAGACCCGUAUUACCUUGCGUUCCUGAAACUCAGAGUAAGUGGGAUCAGCUCAUGGUGGUAAGUUGGCCAGUUGGUCCAGGGGAAAUAGUAAUAUUAGUUUGGAUGGGGCACCCUUUCCGUUACUUCACAUUUAGGCACCUAGAUCACACUUUAUUUGUUCACUCUGUCAAAGUUUACUCUUAGGAAAGCAUCUGAACUCAUUCUAACUUCAGUAUAAAUGAUUGCUAUCAGAUAUACCAGGGACAUCUUAUCUUCAUUUCAAAAGAGAUAAGAUCCUGAAACUAAGAAAAUUCUGACAUGGAAUUUUAGUAUUCAGCCAGUUAAUGGGGGUGUGUGGCUUUCCAGUGGCCCCCCAAAUCAUACCACGGCACCCAAGCAUCAUACCUGUGUCAUCCGCUUAUAAAGUCCCGAGUACCAGUAUGGUCAGACCCAUAUUGGCUCACAACUGGAAUGGCCCAUAUUUCUUCAGAUACGUUGGACCUCACUGGCCCAGAUGUUGCUUACUUAUGCUCCUUGCUGCUAAGUAGCUUUGCCUUCAUUUUCUAUGUUAAACAGGUAGAAAUCUCUCAGUAAAAUGGAUAUUUGGAAAUGAAAGGUGAGAACUGAAGUCCCUGGACUCUCCUAUGCAGGUCCAUUGGGAAGUGGAUUCAAAAAAAUCCCUUCUUGUGGCAGAGAUGUAUUUGCCCACGAAGGCACCAAUUUCCUGGAGACAAUGUUCCUCCUUGGGAGCAUCUGGGUUUACCAGCUUAAGGGAGGAGAGGGAAAGGUUUUACGCUAAGUUCCCAACUCCAUGGCUGUUCAUCCAGAGACCUGGGUUCUAGCCUUGGCCCUACCCUGCUGUUUGACCUUGUGUGGAACACUUUAUUUCUUCAGUUUCUCCCUCUGUAAAAUAAAAAGUCUGGCCUAGAAAGUUA
Molecule: messenger RNA, 3647 nt
Organism: Monodelphis domestica (gray short-tailed opossum)
Lineage: Eukaryota; Metazoa; Chordata; Mammalia; Didelphimorphia; Didelphidae
Gene: TMEM98
Product: transmembrane protein 98
Cellular component (GO): endoplasmic reticulum
Source: RefSeq, a predicted model, not a curated record